CAAACAUGAGCAAAAUCUAAUACUUACUCCUCUCUCUCCCUCCCAUCAUCAUCAAGCCAACCAACCCUCUUCUUCUAAGCAAAGCAAACCCCAAACCCACUACCAACUUCCUCUUAAAACCCCCCCAUCAAACUCCCUUCAACCUCUCAGAGAGAAAGCGAUGGCCAAGCCUAGCAGAGCCCAGUAUUUUGAUGACGACGACGACGACGAUGCUGAGCGAGAGUGGAGGCCAUGGCUUAUCCCAGUUUUUGUUGUGGCUAAUGUUGCCGUGUUUAUUGCUGUGAUGUAUGUGAACAAUUGCCCUGCUCAUAGCAAUCCCUAUGGAUCUUGUGUUGUUGGAUUCCUUCGGCGGUUCUCGUUUCAGCCUCUGAGGGAGAAUCCUCUUGUUGGGCCCUCCUCUUCUGCGUUAGAGAAAUUGGGAGCUCUCGAAUGGGACAAAGUGGUCCAUCAACAUCAAGGAUGGAGACUUAUUGCUUGUAUUUGGUUGCAUGCCGGCAUUAUCCACCUUCUAGCAAAUAUGUUAAGCUUGGUAUUCAUUGGAAUUCGCCUUGAACAGCAAUUUGGGUUUGUCAGAAUUGGAAUAAUAUACCUCAUAUCAGGAUUUGGAGGAAGUGUUCUCUCUACGCUUUUCAUAAGAAAUAACAUAUCUGUUGGAGCUUCUGGCGCGCUGUUUGGACUUCUCGGAGCCAUGCUUUCAGAAUUAAUCACAAAUUGGACCAUCUAUUCAAACAAAGUUGCAGCAUUAUUGACUCUCAUUGUCAUCAUCACAAUCAACUUGGCAUUAGGAAUAUUGCCCCAUGUUGAUAAUUUUGCACACAUUGGAGGAUUCUUAACGGGUUUCUUCCUUGGUUUUAUAUUGUUGAUCCGCCCGCAGUUUGGUUGGAUGGAACGUAGCAAUCUCCCUCCUUCUAGCCGGGUGAAAUCCAAGUAUAAAGUUUAUCAACAUGCGUUAUGGGUGAUUGCCGUUCUUUUGCUCAUAGCUGGCUUUGCAUCAGGCUUGAUAAUGCUUUUCAGAGGAGUGAACGGGAACGAGAAAUGUCAUUGGUGUCACUAUCUGAGCUGUGUACCGACAUCUAAGUGGAACUGCAAGAAUUGAAUAGCAUCAGCCAUCGCUCCUUGGCAAUGGUUCUGUUUACAAGAACAGAAGAUAAAUUAUCAGCAUAUCUUUAUAGACUUGAAUUCAACAUGUAUAUAGAUGCGAAGCAGGUUGUUCGUUUGUUCGUUUUCUUUAUUUGGUUGAUUUCGGAGUGGUUUUGUUAUUAUCGCUGUGUAUUGUUAUGGUGAUUCUUUUAUAUGUAUUCGCAGAAAGUAUGUACAACUUUUGAAUUUUUUCUGUGUAAGACGAUCAUUAUUUGGUCUUAAAUCUAGCUUUUUCAUA
Molecule: messenger RNA, 1378 nt
Organism: Asparagus officinalis (garden asparagus)
Lineage: Eukaryota; Viridiplantae; Streptophyta; Magnoliopsida; Asparagales; Asparagaceae
Product: RHOMBOID-like protein 3
Exons: 5
Coding region: 161-1096 (311 amino acids)
Biological process (GO): proteolysis
Cellular component (GO): membrane
Molecular function (GO): serine-type endopeptidase activity
Source: RefSeq, a predicted model, not a curated record